AUAUUAAGUUAGCAGUUAUUUGCACUCCUCUCCAGAAGGGGGCGAUAGUGGGUCAGGUCUGUUUUGUUGAGCAAUGUCAAGGUGCAACGAAGAGGAAACGAAAACGAACUAUUUUCAUCAGCGCCAUGUCGAAAAGAAAAGUCACAUUUGAGGACGGAAACGGGGAGCUGGACCUGGAAGAUGACGGCCUGAGUAAAAAGGUGAAGCAGAACUUUGAGGCUGUCAGUGGACCAGGCUCCAGAUUUAAAGGUAAACACUCCCUGGACAGCGAUGAAGAGGACGACGGCGACGGCGCAGAGAGCAGCAAAUACAAUAUUCUCGACACUGAUGAUGUGGAGGGCCAAGAAGGAGCGACAAUUGACUAUGACGAAGGAGUUUCCAUUACUCCUUUUAAUCUGGAAGAAGAGAUGCAAGAAGGACACUUUGACUCCGAGGGAAACUAUUUCAUCAAAAAGGAAACACAAAUUAGAGACAACUGGCUUGACAACAUAGACUGGGUGAGAAUAAAAGAGCAGCCUUUCAAAAAAAAGAAGAAAGGCCUUGCAGCGAAACGGAAAUGCAGAGCUGGCGAUGAGGACGAGGCUGAGGAAGAAAAACAGAGAGAAGAGCAGCAGGCCGACCAGGAAGAUGAGGAGGAAGAGGAGGCCGAGCCGGCAGAGGAUCCGCUGGCGUCCUUAACGCAGCAGCAGCUCACCGAAGCCGUAAUUGAGUUGUUGCAACCCGGAGAAACGGUCGCUACCGCCCUCCGGAGGCUGGGAGGACUCAGCGGACGAAAGAAGGCGAAGUUGGGGGAAGACAAAGAUCCCACAGAGAAGCCUAACCGGGACACGGAGAAGCUCGACAGGCUCACAGCGUUGGCGGACAGACUGGUCGGAUCCGGGAUGUUUGAAAUUUACCAGCAGACGUAUGAAAAACUGGCGUACAUGAUGAAGAGCAUGACCAGCAAGCGGCCGGCAGUGGAGCAGAAACGGAGCGGCGGUGAGAAGCAAGACGACGAGCUCGACAUGUUUGGGGACAAGUUUGACGAGAAGGUUGGAGAAAAGUCCGAAAACAAAGACGAGGAAGACAAAAGAGUGAGUGAUGAAGCCAUGUGGGAAUACAAAUGGGAGAACGAAGAGAAGUCUGAAAUCUACGGGCCCUUCACCAGCGAACAGAUGCAGGGUUGGGUGGAUGAAGGCUAUUUCAGCAGCGGCGUCUACUGCAGGAGGGUGGAUCAGGGGGGAUCUCAGUUCUACAACUCGAAAAGGAUUGAUUUUGACCUCUACACAUGAAUCAUGUGCAUCAGAUGAAUCGCAACCAAUGUUCUGUGUCAGCGUUUCCUGUUUUACGGGCUUUUUUCUGAGUUUUUGGUGUAAAUGGAAUAUUUUAACUCUGCCUUUUGCUUUCUGCAAGUUGUUUUUAAAUAAACUUUUGUCCUGGUCUGGAUAGAGGUCAUGUUAUGGGUGGUAAAUAUGUACAUUUUCAAAAUAAAAAAUCCAAAUGGCAGAAUAUCUUCAGCAGCAAUUUAAACCAAAUUGUUCUCAUGAUUGUAUUGAAGAAAAUGUUUUUCAGGAUACUUUACUGUAGAGUAACAUCCUAAAAAACUAAAGCUAGUUAUUAGACUGUAAGAUACAACUUAAAUUAGAUUUAGUCAGCUAUAAAAAUGGCCUUAGACAGUUUUCUACUAUGAUUUUCUGUUGUAAAACAUUAAGUCAAAAUCAAAUCUACCCAUCCACAAACAAAUUCUUGCAUUUUUCUUGUAACAUUAUAUAAGGUAACUGAUCACAGUUCACUGGAAAUCAAAUAGUCUGCUCCCAUUAUUUCACGUUUUAAAUCAAAUUCCACCUUUACAUGUAUUUAUGUGUAAGCCGUACAACAAAACAUUUGAGGUGUAUGUGAGAAGACAGUGUGCCACCGUUAAAAUAAAUGCAUAAAGUAAGAAAAGCUUAUAACCAAAUAUUUUAGUAGGUGAAAUACAAAAUAUAGUUUAAUAUACAUUAAUAGGCACAAUGAAAACCAUAUUGGCACCUCAAAAUAAGCUUACAUUCACAAAGAAGGCAGACAAGUGAAACCUGAAUUUUGUUGAAACUUUCUUGGUUAACUAGACUGUUUUGCCUUUUGUGAUGUCAUUGACUCAACACUAAAAGAAUGAGCAUCUUCCCUCUCCCCCUCCAUUUAUUGUGCAUUAAAAACAAUUGUAAAGUC
Messenger RNA from Xiphophorus couchianus (Monterrey platyfish), 2184 nucleotides. It is a transcript of the gene cd2bp2, whose product is annotated as CD2 (cytoplasmic tail) binding protein 2. The record is from RefSeq and is a predicted model, not a curated record. Lineage: Eukaryota; Metazoa; Chordata; Actinopteri; Cyprinodontiformes; Poeciliidae. Gene Ontology annotation, molecular function: protein binding. The transcript has 7 exons. Gene Ontology annotation, cellular component: U5 snRNP. Bases 126 to 1271 code for a protein of 381 amino acids.